Phytophthora megakarya is the source of this 3123-nucleotide messenger RNA. Lineage: Eukaryota; Oomycota; Peronosporomycetes; Peronosporales; Peronosporaceae. The record is from the annotation of a GenBank genome assembly.
AUGGCCCAGCAGCCACUCGACGCGAACAUGUCGAACACUUCAUCUAAACACUGGAUGAUCGUGAUCUGGCCGAUCAACUGGCGCUGCUUCGAUCUGGAAGAAACCCUACGAGCCCGCCAGCUCGCGAAGGCCCCUCAGGGCAAAGUCCAUGCCGGAUCAAACAAAUACCGCCAGAAGUCGACGCCCGAAAACCAGUCCGUUCCGGCAAAGAAUGCGCGAUCCGUGCGAGCGAUCCAGAAGGCCGAAGACAGCAGUGUGUCGGAGUCCGAUGCAAGCGGAUUGGAGCAAGAAGACGAGUGCCGCCGGGUGUACCUCGUGGAAUCGAAGGGAUGGGAAAUCCAAGCACCGACGCCGGUACAUCAAGACAACCCCGACCAUACCACCAUGUCGCAGAAGAACUGUGCCCACUGCGGGUCCACGAAACACGACAAUCUGGGAUGUUGGAAGCGACUGAAGUGCCAGAAGUGUGGGCGGAAGGGGCAUCCAUCCGACCACUGUAUCUUCGUCUGUCGCGCAUGCGAAGAGAUGCAUGACUCUGGGAAGUGCCCAAUGGAGGAAUUCUACAAUCUGAUCCGCCAGUGGUAUAAGCAAGAGAAACCAGAGGUUAGUAAGCAGAUCGACAAUACAUGUGAAUUGCACAAGAGGCCUACCUUUGCGAUCGCGAACUUGCGGAAGGACGAUUACUCCCGCACAGAUGUGGUCAUGGAGUUAGAUCUGCUGCCAGGGGAGUCAAGAGGAUACUGGAAGUACCAUGCUUCCGGCAAAGGGUUUAAACAGGCCAAGUCUACAGCCAAGAUCAACAACGAGGGGGCCACACUUCUCUUUGAUUCCGGCGCGGAGAUCUCAAUUGUGGAUUCUACCUUUGCUCGUAAGGUGGGAUGCACUAUAGACAAUAGUCAGAGACAAGAAUGCGUGGGGAUCGGAGAGAACGCAUACAUGACCGAAGGACGUACCCGCAUCAAGAUCACGCUCGCAGGAACAUACGUAUACUACUUCGACGCAUGGGUCGGCGACUUGACGGGUCAGAAAGCGAUCUUGGGAAUGUACUUCAUGGUCCCGGCAGGCAUCCUUCUCGAUCUAGCCGAUGGGUCAUUGUGCCUCCCAGACGAGGUGCGCAUCCAGCUAUCUGGGCAUCGGCAGCUCUUCAGCAGAAAUUCGAGAGUGAUCACGUUCGCCCAACACGGUAACAUUCCAGUGGCAGGAUCCGUGGAGAUCUGUGGCCUGAGAUCGCUGUCGGAUGAGCAGAAACUGUGGGUCACCCGCGGAGAUCGAUGGGUCCCAACGGUGGUGAGAGGACCAGGCCGGACGCAGUAUCUACGGAUCACGAACGUAUCAACCAAUAACGCUGCAACGCGACACCCGUAUAGGGAUCUGGAUCACGUACCACGGACCACAGGAUACGUCUCAGUCGGAUCACGACGAUAUGCAGAAUGGCAAAACCUGGCGUUCCAAACCACCGCCGACGAAACACCGAUAGAGGACUCGGACGAAGUUGUGGCUGAACCGUUGGACGACAGACCGCAGUACAACGCACCAACCGAGAUCUCGAAGAAGGAGCCGAAACCGCGGAAGCUGAUGUCGAUCCAACCAUCACCCUGCGUGGAGACGAAGAUCGAAGAACCGGCGGCAGGAGGCGAACCACUAAAACCUGAACCGGAUGAUGCAGAUCACGUCACCACGGAAGGCACGAGAGUAGACCAGGAACAGAUCGAACCGAGAGAUCAGGUGAUCCAGCUCAGAAGAUCGGACCAAGCGGGAGCGCUGGUGAAGCCGGACAGGGAAGUCGACGACGACAUGGAUGACGCCGUCUGUUACCACGAGGGCGGAGACAUCUUCCCGGAAGCCAUCGAGAACCACAUGGCAGUGUUGCCAGAAGUCGAGGCCACCACGAGAGAAGUCACGAUAGACGAUAUCCGGGUGGAAGAUCCGGAUGCGACGCCGGAAGAAUGCGAACGGGUACGUCGCAUCAUAUGGAAGCGGCGUCACCUCUUGAUCAGAGCUGGAAACGCACUGCCCCCCCCCCGCUGCGCAUGGGGCGAUCUGCGAUAUCGACGUCGGGAACGCGAAACCGGUAGCACAACGUUCCGAAGAGUAGCUCCACAGUUCCGUGAGAAGUUAUUCAUGCUCAUCAAGGGACUACUGUCGGCGACGAUCAUCGCUCCAUCAAUCUCACCUUGGAAGCCACCACUGCAUAUCCGCCUCUGCAUCGAUUACCAAGUGGUAAACAGCUUGACGAGGCUGAUGGUUUACCCGAUGGCGUUGGUCAACGAUCUUCUCGAGGACUUGGGCAAGUGGAUUCUGGGUCGUGUCCACGACGCCGCGGGCGAGACGAUCUCUGCAUUCAUCACGCCAUUCGGAUUAUUCGAGUGGGCGAGGAUGCCGUUCGGUCUGAAGAACGCCCCGCAGAUCUACCAGCGGAUCGUAGACAAUACCCUAUAUGGGCACAUGCGCAUCAAGCCCGGCCAAGACAAGACAUUCGAUGUGUUCGAGGAGGGCGAGCCGAACCAGAACCUAAACCGUCGAUCUUGGGACGGCGAUCCCAAACGCUACUGGGGCAGGUGCAAGGUGACCUACCUGGGCCAUCAAGUGUCGACAGAAGGGUUGGAAGCAAAACCAAAAGAUCUUGAAGCCUUCUCGAAUCUCCCUUUCCCCACCAAACUCAAGUCGAUGCAGUCGUUCCUUGGAAGCCUGAAUUACUACAACCGCUUCAUCGAGGAUUUUGCGGUCUAUGCAGCGAUCUUGUACGAGCUUCGGGAGGUAGAGUACUACCUGAUCGCGCGGUUGAAGUCGACCGGAGAGCCGGAGGAAGGGGCAGCACCAGCGGGCGAGGAACGCGAUCGCUGGACACGAGCGAUGAAUGCGUUCACCAUACUCAAAGCGAAGAUCAUCUCCACCCCGAUUUUGAAGCACUUCGAUCCGGGGCGGGCGCAAGUCAUAGUCCUCUAUGCUAACAGUUGGGCGAUCUCGGCGACACUAAUGCAGGAACACAGCGGCGUGUACUGGCCAGUAACUUUCACCAGUCGGACGCUGAAGGCCAACGAGUUGAACUAUGCGAUCGUAGACAAGGAGGUCUUGGCCCUUCUUCGCAUGUUGGACAUCUGCUACUCGCAGUUGAUCACCUGA